AUGCUGGGCAUCAGGACUGCCCCUAAAGAGGACCUCCAGUCCUCAUCCACUGAACUGGUUUACGGACAGCCGCUGAGGGUCCCAAGGGAUUUUAUCCCCAACAUCAUGGCUCCCUGGCCUGCAGCCCAUCAACGGACCACCUUCCUGUAUAACACCGGAGCUUUCGCACUGCUCCCCACUUCCCAACACGGCCUCCCACAGUCUCACAUCCCCGCAAGUCGGCAGUCAGCAGAAUAUGUUUUCAUUCGCCAUGAUACCCACCAUAGACCCCUGCAUCCUCCCUAUGAUGGGCCAUUCCGUGUCCUGGAGACCAGGAACAAGCACUUUGUGGUGGAAGUCGGGUCAAUGCUGAAAUUCGUUAAUGUUGGAGGAACCCAGGAGGACCAAGACGAUGAUGACCAGCCAUCUACCAGUAGUUUUGUAGACUCCGCAACUGACCAACCACCAUCAAGUUCUGAAGGAGCCACACAGCAAUGGGACAUAUUGACCAAGCAUGUUAGUCUGAUGCUGACAUCUUGGAGUGAUGUGAGAUGGGAAAGCAGACUUCAGAGUGUUACAGCUGUCAGGAACCAAAUCAAAGAAAUCAGAGAAGCUCUCAUGGAGGCAAGGCAAGCUGUGAACAAGCUGCUUCAGUCUAGUGCAAUGCAGAUCGACAUUGCCGUCAGGCUCAUUGAGAGUGCCAAAACCUCCCUCUCCAAAUAUAGACACUUUGGGUUUGUUGAGGCUUUGUCAACUGUCAAGGACCUUUGUGAGGCCCUGAACAUUGAACCACAGCCGAAGGAGAAAAGGCUCAGGAACACUAAAAAGCAGUUUGCAUAUGAGGCUGCAGACGAGCCCUUCAGCGAUGCUGUCAAAAGGCUUGAGCAUAAACAAACGGCGAAAAAACGAAAAGUAGACAAAGAGUAUCGACAGUUUCAAGAGAGGUGGGAAGCUGAAUACCUGUUUUGUGAAUUAAAACAAAAGCCAGUGUGUCUUGUAUGCCAACAGUCGCUGGCAGUGUUCAAAGAGUACAACAUCCGCAGACACUUCGAAAAGAAGCAUGGCGAGCGAUAUGCUAACAUGGACAUCGAGCAAAGGCUGCAGAAAGCCAAAGACUUGAAACGCAACCUUCAACAUCAGCAAAGCAUGUUCACUCGCAUCAGUAGUGAAAGUGAGGGUGCUACCAAGGCAAGUUUUAUUAUUGCAGAGGAAAUCGUAAAGGCUAGCAAGCCGUUUAGCGAGGGAGAGUUUAUUAAAGACUGCCUUGAAAAAGUGUGCAACGUUGUGUGCCCUGACAAGAAGCAGGUAUUUUCAAACAUCAGCCUGUCCCGAAAUACUGUGGCUAGUCGUGUUGAUGAACUGGCCUCCGAUGUAGAGAGCCAGCUAACAACAAAAGCCAAGGACUUUGUUUCAUACUCACUAGUGGUAGAUGAGAGUACAGACAGGACGGACACAGCCCAGCUGUCCAUACUCAUCCGAGGGGUUGACACUCAGUUGUCCGUCACUGAGGAACUUUUAGACGUGAAACCGAUUCACGGGACAACAACAGGACAGGACAUUUACACCCAAGUGGAGCAGAGCGUGAACAAAAUGGAACUGCCCUGCAAUAAACUUGUUGGACUGACAACGGAUGGUGCACCGGCAAUGUGCGGGGAAGUUCGUGGUUUGGUCGGUUUGACUCGAAAGGCGACGGGACACACAGGGGAAAACUUGGUAGCCUACCACUGCAACAUCCACCAGGAGGCCCUCUGCGGUAAGGUGUUGGGCAUGGAACAUGUCAUGACAGUUGUGACUAAAACUAUGAACUUUAUCCGUGCACGGGGCUUGAAUCAUCGGCAGUUUAGGGCUCUUUUAGAGGGGGAAAACUCUGUGCACGAGGAUGCGCCCUAUCACACGGAGGUGCACUGGUUGAGUUGGGGGAAAGUGCUGAGGAGGUUUUACGACACCCACGCUGAGAUCGCUCGUUUCAUGGAAAGCAAACAGAAGGCCGUCCCCGAGCUUGAGGAUGAAAAGUGGCUGAGCGACUUGGCGUUUAUGUGUGACAUCACGGAGCACCUCAGUUCACUGAAUCUAAAACUCCAGGGAAGAAAGCAGCUGAUCACCGAGAUGCGGGACUCCGUGAAGGCAUUUGAACUGAAACUGCGUCUGUGGGAGGGCCAGAUGCGCAAAGGUAACUUGACCCACUUUCCUACCUGUCAAUCAAUGAGCGCCACAGUCACCAUUUCACUCCCGACCCAAGUGUAUGCUGACAAACUGAACACACUCAAAGCGGAAUUCAGCAGGAGGUUUGCUGAUUUUGAAUCACAGGAAUUCAACCUUGACUUGUUCGCAAAUCCUUUUGCAAUUGAUGUCGACACUGCCCCUGAGCACCUGCAGUUGGAAGUCACUGAACCGCAAUGUAGCAGUGCUCUGAAGUCCCAGUACCAGUCAGUCGGGGCUGCUGAGUUUGCACCUUUCCCCCCCGAAUCAAUGCCAGAGCUCCGUCUUCAUGCUGCACGCAUCAUGUCCAUGUUCGGAAGCACUUACUCGUGUGAACAGAUGUUCUCCAUAAUGAACCUGAACAAGACAUCCCACAGAUCCCGACUCACUGACCAGCAUUUGGUCUUUGUAUUGAAACGGGCCACAGCCAAGGACCUUAAGCCUAGAAUAGACGAGAUCAUCUCUAAGAAAAGGUGCAGAGUGUCUGACCAACAUCCAACAGAGGUUUGCCACCUUGAAGAAGUCCUGAGAAGCAUCGACAACUUCCAUUGUGACAUCCGUCAGGCAACACUCAAACAACUUCUUGAGAAUGUUUCAAUCCACCGCACCAUGGAACUGUUCCAGCUCAACUACACUCGCUACCUGUCCUACUACUAUGCCAAGAUGACGCAACUGCCUGUGGAACACCCUGAAGUGCAUGCCCACUUUCUGCAGAGAGGCUUCUCUGUCCAAAUUGGCAGCCAAAAUACUUUUGGGGGAAUUCGUGUUGAUCAGACCAUCGAGGAGACAGCAAACAAGGACACGCAAACACUUGGAGGAACAAAAGGCUUCAGCCUCAAGCCUGGAGCUGUCUCCAAGUACUACUUAACAUCAGAGUACCGCAGUGCCUAA
This is a messenger RNA of Lampris incognitus (smalleye Pacific opah), 3069 nucleotides long. Its product is annotated as general transcription factor II-I repeat domain-containing protein 2-like. Lineage: Eukaryota; Metazoa; Chordata; Actinopteri; Lampriformes; Lampridae. The transcript has 7 exons. The record is from RefSeq and is a predicted model, not a curated record. Bases 1 to 3069 code for a protein of 1022 amino acids.